Molecule: messenger RNA, 1046 nt
Organism: Cottoperca gobio
Lineage: Eukaryota; Metazoa; Chordata; Actinopteri; Perciformes; Bovichtidae
Gene: aqp8a.1
Product: aquaporin 8a, tandem duplicate 1
Exons: 5
Coding region: 49-873 (274 amino acids)
Biological process (GO): water transport; transmembrane transport
Cellular component (GO): plasma membrane
Molecular function (GO): water channel activity
Source: RefSeq, a predicted model, not a curated record
GAACGAGGAUGUGCGUAUGUCCUUCACUGAUCAUUUUAAGAAUAUCUCAUGCACAUCAGAGCACAUUCAGCAGAGUGCGUUGAGGAACAAGUCAGUAUGUCAGGGACAGAAACCAAAACAGAGGUCUUCACAGUCACUGAGAUGGGAGAGCCGGCGGCAGAGAGAGGCACCAAGAGGACACACUUCUUUGAGCUGUGGGUGCAGCCCUGCCUGGCUGAGCUGUUCGGUACCAGCCUGUUUGUGUUCGUGGGGUGUGCGUCUGUUAUUGGGAACAUGGGAGCGACGGGGGUCACCCAGCCCGCUGUGGCACAUGGACUGGCCCUGGGAGUGCUGAUCACGCUCUUCGCGCAAAUUAGUGGGGGGCACUUUAACCCUGCGGUGUCGCUGAGCGUGUACCUGUGUGGAGGGAUGCAGCUCCCCCUGCUGCUGCCAUACGUCCUGGUUCAGAUGUUUGGAGGCCUGAUCGGUGCUGGUUUGACCAAGGUGAUGUUCCCCUCUAAUGUGUACGCUGCUUCCUUUGGAGGAGCCUUCGACAUAGCAGACACCGCUGAUCUGGGUAAAACCACUCUGGCUGAGGCGGUGAUGACCCUGUUCCUCACCACGGUGGUGUGCAUGGGCGCCGUCAACGACCAAACACGCUCCCCGCUGGCUCCGUUCUGCAUCGGCCUCACCGUGACAGCCAACAUAUUUGCAGGUGGGAUGCUGUCUGGAGCCUGUAUGAACCCUGCCCGAGCCUUCGGUCCUGCAGUGUUUGCCAACCACUGGAGCUUCCACUGGAUCUACUGGGUCGGACCCACGUGUGGUGCGCUGCUCACUGUCAGCUUCAUCAGGUUGCUGCUCGGUGACCAGAAGACUCGAGUUGUGUUGAAGUGACCGUGUAAUUUAUUAAAGAUGAAGCGAGAGGACGUCUCAACAAUCAGACUGUAAUUUUUAAAGUGUUCAGCAAAAUGUGUGCAAAUAUGUUUGUCCUUGAACUCGCCAUAGUUGUUGGCUCCUGCUCAAAGACAUGUUUGUAUUUCAAGAUUCAAUAAAGUGUUUGAUGAUAC